Rangifer tarandus platyrhynchus (Svalbard reindeer) is the source of this 780-nucleotide messenger RNA. The record is from the annotation of a GenBank genome assembly. NCBI's taxonomy places the organism in Eukaryota, Metazoa, Chordata, Mammalia, Artiodactyla, Cervidae.
AUGACCGGCUUCGAGGCUCCUGUUGAGCCCCCACGGUGCCGCGUGCUGGGGAUCUGCAGCCCCGCUCCCUCACUCGGGGUCACGGCUGCCUGUCCAGCCCUGGGCGAGGCCCUCUCAGGCCCUGGUUAUGCGGCGUCCGGGGCGGCCCAGCUUGUGUGCGUAGGACGCUGGCUGGGGACCCGCCGGGGACACAGCACCACGAGCCUGGUGCCGAGCCGCCCGCAGCGCUUAGCGCUUCCCACACGGGCGGUGCAGCCUGCACGCUACCCCAGGAAACGGGCCUGUGUUCAUGUUUAUGUUCCCGCCUUGUCAGUAGUGGUCAGCCCUGGGAGGGCCGGGACCACGAGAGGGAGCACCUCUCUCUGCCCCGACGAUGGGGCUCCCGAGAUGCCCUCGUGGGAUCUGGGCAAGUGUAGCAUCAGGCGACUGCCUGAGCUUUCAGUGGGGCGUCUGGACACAGGGGACGCCCCAGGGGAUGCCGUGGGCAGACUGGACCCGUGCUGCUACAGCCAGGAAGCAGCAGAGACCUCGGGGGGGGGGACAGACCCCCAACACCCGCAGAGGGUGCGGCCCUGCCCACCACACCGUCCCCAGGGCGCCAGCCUGCAGGCAAAGCUGGACCAGCCCAUGCCCUGCCUGCCGGGCACCCCCAUCUCCCACAGCAGCAGUGGUCCUGGAGCCUCCGGCCACUCGAGACCAGAGCUCGUGACCAGCCCGGGUCUGCGCAUGGACGUGUUUGGAUGCGCGGAGGCCCUCCAGCCGUGCUUCUGUGAGAAGUGA